Messenger RNA from Prunus armeniaca (apricot), 1425 nucleotides. The record is from the annotation of a GenBank genome assembly. NCBI's taxonomy places the organism in Eukaryota, Viridiplantae, Streptophyta, Magnoliopsida, Rosales, Rosaceae.
AUGGCUUGUGACAAGGGAUUUUCUUGCAGCUACAUGCUCUUGGAACCCAAAGAUGUGGGUUUCUUUGAUCUGAUUCACAUCUUGUUUUCCAACAACUUAGAGAGGAGGAGGUUUGUUGACUCUUCUGAGGAGACUGAGGAUGACUUUGAGCGCAGAUGGCUAAUAUUUCUCUCUAUUGUAGUGCAAAAGGUGCUUCAAUUUGUGGCAAAGCCAAUGGCAACUAUCGGGUGGGGGAUCGAGAUGUGCUUGAACCUUAUCUCAAGUAAUCAAAGCUUGGUCGGGCUGAUCCUAGAUUUUCUGCGAGGUGAGGUUAUAAUACCAGAAAAAGACUCGAGAAUGUUCUUGUCGUUUAUUGGACAUUUGGACAAGCGAGUAGAGCUGGACAAAAGCAUCAAACAUGGAGAUGGCAGGUACAAUGCAGCACUUAGUAUGAUGGCGUCUAAAAUAUCAUACGAGAACAGAUUCUACAUCCGAACUACGGUCCAGGAAAACUGGAAGAUGGAGUUCUUGGGUUCUUAUGACUUCUGGAAUGAUUAUCAAGAAAAAGAUACAACACAAGCCUUUAUGCUUCGUGACAGAAGUGAUGACCAUGACACUAUUGUUGUGGCCUUUAGAGGCACCGAACCCUUUGAUGCGGAUGCAUGGUGCUCUGACUUUGACAUCUCUUGGUAUCAGCUCGAAGGGGUUGGAAGGGUACAUGGUGGAUUCAUGAAAGCUCUAGGUUUACAAAAGAAUGUUGGUUGGCCCAAGCCGGAGGGAGUCAAACAAGAUGAUAGCCGCCCAGCCUUAGCUUACUAUGCCAUUAGGGAUAUGCUAAAGAAACUUCUGCUUGAAAAUGCCAAAGCAAAAUUUAUAUUAACCGGGCACAGUUUAGGUGGGGCUUUAGCAAUUCUCUUUCCGGCAGUCUUAACCUUCCACAAGGGAAAGGAUUCAGAUUUGCUGCUGGAGAGAUUGGAGGGAGUUUAUACAUUUGGGCAACCUAGGGUUGGAGAUAAGGAUUUUGGGCAGUACAUGGAAAAGAAAAUGAUAGAGCAUAUGAUUAAGUAUUUCAGGUUUGUUUAUGGUAAUGACAUGGUGCCGAGGCUGCCUUAUGAUGACAAGGCCCUAAUGUUCAAGCACUUUGGGACUUGCCUCUACUAUAAUAGGCAAUAUGAAGUUCAGGUUGUUCUAGAGGAGCCAAACAAGAACUACUUCUCGCCAAAAAGUGCAAUUCCCAUGAUGAUAAAUGCUUUUGGAGAGUUGAUAAGAAGUUUCACCAUUCCAGAUAGGUUGGGACCAAACUACAAAGAAGGGCUCUUAUUCAAAAUAUUUAGGCUAAUGGGUUUGGUCAUGCCAGGCGCAUCAGCACAUUGUCCCCAAGAUUAUGUAAAUUCCACCAGAUUGGGAUCCUCUCAUGUGUUCCUCCCACCCAAGCAUUAUCUAUGA